AUGAAAGUCACUGAAAAGGUUAGCCAGCUGUGGGACUCGAACCCACAUCUUCUGGAUUACCGCAACAAAGAAGAAGACACCGCCGGUCCCUUCAAGUGCUCCUGGUGUGGCAGACUGUUCGACUCCGACAAGCACCUGACGGAGCACCAGAGCGCCGAGCAUUCCCGCAAGCGAGGGAGGCACAAGUGUCGAUUCUGCGACUACAGCAGCAACGUGAAGACUCACGUCAAGGACCACGAGAGAAGACACACGGGUGAGAAGCCCCACAUGUGCCAUGUGUGUGGCAGGAGGUUCACGCAGAGGGGAGCCCUGAAGACACAUCUCAAGACGGUCCACGAAGGCAGAACGACGUACGUCUGCUCCACUUGUGGGGACAGGUUUGUGUGGAAGAGCCAGCUGGAUCGACACCAAAUGGUUCACUGCAACGACCUGUGGGGAGGUGUUUAA
Molecule: messenger RNA, 447 nt
Organism: Ornithodoros turicata
Lineage: Eukaryota; Metazoa; Arthropoda; Arachnida; Ixodida; Argasidae
Product: zinc finger protein 394-like
Exons: 2
Coding region: 1-447 (148 amino acids)
Biological process (GO): regulation of transcription by RNA polymerase II
Cellular component (GO): nucleus
Molecular function (GO): DNA-binding transcription factor activity, RNA polymerase II-specific
Source: RefSeq, a predicted model, not a curated record